This is a messenger RNA of Lytechinus variegatus (green sea urchin), 2836 nucleotides long. RefSeq names its product beta-1 adrenergic receptor-like. Gene Ontology annotation, cellular component: membrane. Gene Ontology annotation, biological process: G protein-coupled receptor signaling pathway. Bases 1644 to 2588 code for a protein of 314 amino acids. The record is from RefSeq and is a predicted model, not a curated record. Lineage: Eukaryota; Metazoa; Echinodermata; Echinoidea; Temnopleuroida; Toxopneustidae. Gene Ontology annotation, molecular function: G protein-coupled receptor activity. The transcript has a single exon.
UUGGUUUUCAAUACUCAUACCCUGAUAAUGACACUGAUCACAAAAUACCUGAUAUUAGUUUGCAUCAGUGUAUAGCUGCAAAUGGCCAAUCCUCGUCCAGGUAUCGCUGUAUUCUUUUACGUCAUCCAACAUGCCCAACAGGGAAGUCGGGAAAAAAAGUCAUGAUCGAAAUCAAAUGCUGGUGCAUACUACAAGUUCAGAAACUCUGGGAAUCAAAUAGAGGGUGAAUACGUCGUCCGUUUUUGUUUCAUCGUGGGCAUAGUAAAUGUCGAUGUUUCUUUUGGAAAAUUUCAUUGAAAAUAAAUUUUAGACACCAGCUGAAAAUCGUGUAACUUUUGGAUUUCGCCAGUGAUAAAUCUAUGUUAUCAGCGUUAUACAGCCCUGUAAAGGCCCGGUGUAAAUAACUUGUUAUGCGAUUCUACCUAACGGACGUCAUUAGUUGAACAAUUGAACCGAUGAAUUGCUGCAACUAAAAAUGGAAUAUGGGAUAUCAAUAGGACGAUUAUUUGCGCACAGUUCUACACUGCAUGAGAAGACUUCCGAAUUCAAUGCAAUAUCAAAUAUACUUCAUGGAUUUGACAGAUCAGCCUCUAGUUUAAUCGGAGGACAAUUGAUACCUCCUACAACACGAGGAGAACAUGUGAACAGCUCUUAUAAAACCUAUUAAUGAUUGGUGCAGAAUGAGGUGAUCAUUUUGCUAAUUUUCACAAGUGUUGGAAAGGAUUGCUUCUCGUAUAUAUGCUGUUCAAUUUUGACUCGUCAUCUUCAUAUCUUGGAAGUUGCUGGCCCGGACUGCUCGGCUAUGGAAAGCCACUUUUACAUUGCGAGGAAAUUCAGAUAUAUAUAAUUCCCGAGGCGAAUGGUGAAUGCUUCUUGAAUUGUCACGCUAAUUAGAUCGGAGCAAAUAGGAGCCUUCAUAGCUUGAAGUCUCUUGUGAACUAUUUCUUUGUGUAUUUUUCUUCGAAUCUUAGAACAGGCAAGAUUACUAUUUCUUUUCGUUUAAUCACGUCAAAUAAUCCAUCUUGAUGACCAUUCCACGGGCAGAAUUUUAAGAAUUAAGAGGGCUUGUAUGAAAUUACCAUUAUUUGCUACUUCAUAUCUUAACCACGCAACCAAUCGUGAUAUAACACGACUAUCACCGUGGUCAUUGUAAUGUAAUCACAAAAGUGGAAUGUUUCUCGAUUUUUCAUGUUAUCGCUGUUUUACGCUUUGAGCAGUUUGAUAUGAUUACGUCCUACAUAGCUAUUGAAUUCAGAAAUUAUCGGUAUAAAUGAUGCAACUUCUACCACCCAUCAUUAUAUUGUGAGGUAGUAGCGGCUAUCGUUAAAGAAUAAUUCUGGCUGUAAAAUUUUCAGCACAGUGUCAUACAUUUGGAAAGACUUGUAGUUGAUUAAGUUUACCGAGGGCUAUUUAUUUAAGUCUUUUUAGUUGUGCCUCAAUAGCAUCAAGUUUUUAUCAUGUUAAUCGAUGUUAAAAACUGCGAUGAAAUGUUUCUAAAUACUUCUCCUCAUCAUUAACUAAUAUUUUGUAAGAAAGCUGGAUUGUUAGUUGAAUUUUAACACAAGCUUAACUUUUCAACAAAAAAAAAAGACACGACAGAGUCAUAUAUCUUCUGGUUUGUAUGCACAUUUGGAGCCCACGGCAUGACGUCACUCAAUGGUUCUCUCGCGAUCGAUUUAUCGGCCAGCUAUCGGAUAUUAGCGAUUACUGCUUGUUUUCUUGGUAUCGUCCUCUCCGCCUGCUUCAAUAUCUUUAUCUUAAUCGUCUUACCACGAACGCCGAAUAAAUUCGGAGAAAAUACUCGUCUGUGUUUGCUCUCUUUAGCGGUGAUCGAUAUUCUUGGAGGAGUUAUGUGUUUUGGUACUCGCAUCAUCUUUGAAUUCGACCGCCCCCUUGUUUUGAAUCAUCGUGUAGCAUGCUCCGUCGUCGCCGCGUCAUGUACGACAUUCGUAUCGCAAUCGAACGUUCUUCUUGCGGUCAUCAGCAUUGAUCGCUAUAUCGCUAUCACGAAACCCAUGCGAUACUGGUCUAUGAUAUCGAGGACGCGUAUUAAAAGAUUGAUUGCGAUGGCGAUUGGAUAUGGUUUGGUGCUGUCGAUUGCAAGGUCAUUUCACGAGGUUUUCACCGAUAGUUGUGAUUUUGAUCCGGGAGGAUCGCUUUACGUUGGAAACCCCUCCAUGUUGUUUUACAUAGCGAACGUUUUCCUUUUAGGUAGUGUUACAGGCUAUCUCAACAUCAAAGUCUUAAUAACAGCCUACAAGCAACACAGGCGUAUUUCAAACUUACCUUUAGCCUGCGAAAAGCGGAAGGACUCAGCACCAAAAAUUGGCGGGAAACUUAAGUCGGCUAUUACCAACACUGUAAUGUUUGGAGCCUACUAUGUCGUAUGGACUCCUUACGUUGUUGUUGUAGCCAUUGUGACGUAUUAUGACGAACCAGUACCGGAGUCGGUCCAUUUUGCUGUACUCUAUGUAGCAUUUAGCAAUCAUUUUUUGAAUGCAAUGACACGUUUCUGCCUUCAAAGAAAUCUACGUUUGACCAUGAAAAAGUUGCUGGGCAGAGACAAAAAUUCGUCAGUGAUCGACUAAUGUUUUGUGAUUUGUUGAUUUGCAAACAAUUAUAUACUAUUUCCAGGCUUUCUUGCCAUAAUUGUUUCUGUUGGUCAAUAUGCAUGAUAUGUGUACGUUUAAUGUUAAGUGUAAAUUUGCAUUUCACCCUCUACAUGCUUUAUGGCGAUAAUGCUGACGAGGACGAUACGUUUAGGUCUAUUGUUAAAGAUGAUGGUCCUGAUGGUGUCGAAAAGUAGAAUUAUAUAGUAGUUUUAGUAGCAGCAGUG